AUGGCGUGCUCUGUGGGUGCAAAGUAUCGUGAGGUGCCGCUGUUGCAGCAAAGUUUGCUAAGAAGCAAGCGAAAGAGCCUCAAUGUAGCGUCCGGCGGUUACCAUACCAUGCUGGUUGAUUCGAAAACGUCCGAGAUCUCCGGAGGCUUCAGUUUUUCCACCACCCAGGGACGCCAAAAGCCAACCCCGUUCAUAUACUGGCGUACGCUGAGGGAAACCAUUUUUCUGACCGAAAUAUGCCUGCACCGGAACGACGUGUGUCACGAGGUGAAGAUAACGUUCGAGGGCAGCCCAAUCCUCGCAGUAGCGAUCGACAGACACACGCCGUCGACGGCUUUUCUGCUGAUCACCACCACGACCAGCUUCCACCGGGUGCCGAUCGAACGGCCAGCCCAUGCCGACCAUCAGAUGCACAUCGAACAUGAUUCCGUUUUGCUCAAGCUAAGCGAAGCGGUGUUUACUGACCCUCCGAAUUGCUACACCUUCAUCAACGACGUAGGGCAAUCGUUUCCGGUAACUGCGGCGGCGAUGCACUGUCCCGAGUUUGGCUGCAGUAAGUUUGCCGUCGCUACGGUAAACUCGCUCUACCUCUUCACCAUGCAGCUCGGCGGUGGCGGUGGUGACGUCAAGGGGGACGUCAAGUUGGUGGAACUCGAGCACAACCCACUGUCCAUUUCCAAGUUCAUCAACACCAUCGCCGAUUCGUGGCGCCGAAAGUCGCACACCAGCCAGGUGGUAACGAUGUGCUUCGGUACGGCCACGCUCACCGAUGGACGACCGCUUCUGUACACACUGCACCGCGACGGGGCACUGCGCGUGUGGUCGUCCUGUGGACGGUUUCUGGCCGCCGAGUAUCUUUCCAAGUACACCCAGGGCAGCGAAACGGAGUUUCACAGCUGUGUGUUGCGUGGCUCCAAAUCGCUGGUGGCGCUGUACUUUUCGUUUCAAACGUUUUCGGAAUUCAUCAUCCUUCUACCGGCGCUCACGAUCGAGGCAAACGGCGGCGCGAUCUCCUCGUUUGCACUGCAAAGCGCGGGCACGAUUAUGGCGCCCAACUACGAUCUGAUCGACUUUAAGUUGACCGACCAAUGGCUCUGGUCGUUGUGGUGUAACGCCGAAGGUGAGAUGCAAACGAUGGCCUACGCACUGUCGGCGAACGACGAGUGGAGCCCGAUGCCUGAUGCCAACGUUUGGGUGCCGGUCGUGCUCGAGAAUGCUGCCGACAGCGAACCACCGCUGGUGGAAGCUGGUACCGACCUGCGGGAUGUCUACUGCAAUCGCAUUUUUCACUCGGGCCUCUUCCCGGACAAAGUGAUCAGGAAAACGUUGAAGAUGUUCAACCGCAAUCUUGCCGGCGUGGCCGGAAGUGGCGGCAGUGGGAGCAUAGUGCGUUUGAAGCGGUACGUUCUCGCCUGUAUCGAAAGUCAACUGCAGCAGGAACGGAUCACCAUCCGGCAAAGCAGUCCCAUGGACGACGAUCAGCUGCUCGAGCUGUCGAAUGGAUUGUGGGAAAAGUUUUACCUCUACUGCACCCAGUACAGCUACGAGUCGUCCCGGCCGGUCGGAUUAUUUCUGCUGGAAGAACCAGCCAUAGUGGCGGGAAUGGCAUCGCCGCCGAGUAUCACCGCCGGCAUGGUGCGUAAGAAGUACGUCAGCUUCUUUCGACCCUGCGAUCGGCUCGAAGUGGCAUUCUACACACCACAAACUGUGCAAACCGUAGAGCAACUGGCCGGAGGGGGUGAUCACAUCACGGGAGAAGUGGUGCUGCUGAUAAACUUUCUGCGCGAAAUGGACCAAGCGCUUACCACCGACCAAAAGCAAGAGUUUGAUGGGUACGUACACCAACGCCGGGGAAACGAGACCGGUGGGGACGACCUGUCACCUAUCGGUGCGGCACAAAAUCAGCACCUAAUCCACAACAUGAUGCCAGCAUUUCUGCAGCGGCUCGAAGAUCUACCGGAAGCGAUCGGACACCUUCUACGCUACCUCAAGCCGGCCGAUCGGGGUGAUGAUAUGGGCGCGUGGCUUUCGAGAACAACGGAGGCCGAUUACCUAUCCAUCUGCACCGGCGACGGGCUUGCCGGGGAGCUGGCACUGGCGACGGCGAAGCAAACGAUACAGCUGCGCUACCUACUGUUGCGCAACCUACUGCUCCUGGAGCAUGUCGUCCAGCAUCACGCCAAACUGCAGUACGACGUACUCGAUGCAAUCCAAUCUACGUACCGCCCAGACACGGAAAUGAUGCUCCGGUGCUACCACGUCAUGAACUGGAUCGCUCAGACUCGCAUCGAUCUCGAUUGGACGAAAACCACCAAAAUUGCGGCCUCUUUCCCGCUCAACCUUCGCACGUCCAUGACGCUGCUCCAAGCGUACGCUACGUCCCGGCUGAACGAUGAAUCGUUAUGGUCGGGUAAGAAGUCUUCAACCACGACGUCUAACGACAGCAGUGACUCGGGCACGCUGUCCUUCCUGCACAAAUCAAACGUUAUCCUGAGCUACAUAUGCCCUUCGAGCGAUGACUUCUUGUUCGGUGAAUGGUUGUCCGACAACGAUCUGCAUGCGCACAUCGACGAGUACGUGCGCUUAUUGCGCAAUUGGUGUGAAUGGAACUGCUGUUCAAGAAAUUUCAUCCAAGCAAAGUCGUAUCUGAUGCUCGGUGACACUGCCAAGUCCCUCGAUCUGUUCCCUCUGUCGCUGAAGGGCAUACAAGUGGAACGUUUUCUACAAAAGUUUCUCCGGCAAAACGACAAAAAUCGCACCAUAUCGCCGUACGAAGUGCUGGGCGCCUUCUACCUGCGACUCAUUCGUCUGUUCGAGUGCUACGGCGCUUACGACGGUGUCCUGACGCUGGUCCAUUCGGCCAUCGAUAGCACAAUUCAGCAGCAGCAACAGGCGAUGUUUCAGAGCAUCGAGUUUAGCAGCCACAUCGAGCUGGGCCACUACGAGGAAGCGUACAAUGCGCUGACGAAAAACUGCGAACCGGCCCGGAAGAAGGACUGUUUGCGGCAGCUGAUUUGCUUGCUGUUUUCGGUGCGACGCCUGGACAUCCUCAUGGAACUGCCGUACUAUGGGCUGGAGGAGGAAUUUAGCGCCAUCGUCGCGAUGAAUGCUCGCUCGUCCGAUAUCGCUGACGGUGUGCAGUAUGAUUUUCUCUACUCAUUUUUCACCAACAAACUGAACUUGCGGAAAGCUGCCAUUACCACGUACGAGGAGGCGACGCGCAACUACAUCGAAUGUAACAGCUACGAUCACCUGAACCGGUUCUAUCGUUCGCUGUUGAAGUGUCUCAACUCACUGGCCAUCAUAAAACCAUUGUACGCGUGGAUUUUACGUCCCGUGUUGGAAAACAACCCGCUACAGGCGGUGACGUCGAGCAAGGACGAGGACCGGAUUGAAAUAGUCAACCUCAAGGAUCUCGAUGAGCAGCUGAUGACCACUUACUGUGCGUUGCAGCUUUCGCAGUGCGUCGAUGGCUUCAAGUUGGUCACUUCGUUGGAGCCAACAGAACUGAUCGCGCUGCUACUAAGUCGCAAGAUGUAUAACCUGGCGCUGAAGCUAGCGCAUCGAAGAGCCCCGUCGAUGGUGUCUACCGUUUAUGAGCAUCUAUGCAACGCGUGUCUUUCGGUUAGCCGCAGCGCCACCGCUGAUCCCGUGACGAGCAACAGCAUCCUCACGUGGCUCAACGAAAACUGUAUUUCUGACGUAACCGUUGGUGCGGACAGUGUAUCGACGGCGUGGAAUUAUUUGCGGCACAUGUUGGGGCAAGAGCAGGACGACCAAGCUACCAAUGCCCACCUGGCCGUACUGAACCGCGUCCUGUUGCGUGGGGCCCACGUUCCGAACUGGCUGAAGGAGUGGUGCUUCGAAAACGCUCCAUCAAAGCUGAUUCGCUCAUACCUGUGCCACGGCCGUCUAGAAGAGGCGUACGAGCGGACCGUUGAGCUGUUUCAGGCACGAUUCUUUAGCACCGGUCGCUUUAGCCACCAGACACUUUUCCCUCUGACGGUCUGCGAACAUCUGUUUUACGAGCUGGAACAAUCGUCACACUAUCCGAAGGAAAAGGAUCACAUCGAGUACUAUCUGCGUUUGAUUGAGGUAGCUCUUUGAACUGCCUCAUACUUGCGACUCCGUUAAGGGGCAAUUCUAC
Molecule: messenger RNA, 4147 nt
Organism: Anopheles cruzii
Lineage: Eukaryota; Metazoa; Arthropoda; Insecta; Diptera; Culicidae
Gene: Nup160
Product: nuclear pore complex protein Nup160 homolog
Exons: 13
Coding region: 1-4107 (1368 amino acids)
Cellular component (GO): nuclear pore
Molecular function (GO): structural constituent of nuclear pore
Source: RefSeq, a predicted model, not a curated record